UCUCAGCUUGUCCUUCCCCCUACACUACAGGCUGGAGUCCCCGGCAGCACAGCACGCAACACACUGACAGCUGCGACUGACUCACAACCGAGGGGGGAAAGAUGGAGCACAGAGACGCCGACUUCAGCAUAUUGUUAGCGACCGAUUCAUACAAGGUCACACAUUACAAACAGUACCCCCCCAACACGAGUAAAGUGUACUCCUACUUCGAGUGCCGUGAGAGGAAGACCGAUUCCACCAAAAGCAGAAAAGUCAAAUAUGACAAAACCGUCUUCUACGGCCUGCAGUACAUCCUCAACAAAUUCCUAAAAGGAAAGGUCGUGACCCCAGAGAAGAUCCAGGAGGCAAAGGAGGUCUACAGAGAACACUUCCAGGAUGAUGUUUUCAAUGAGAAGGGGUGGACUUACAUUUUGGAGAAAUACAAUGGACACCUGCCUAUUGAAAUCAAGGCAGUGCCAGAGGGGAGCGUCAUUCCUCGAGGCAACGUUCUGUUCACAGUGGAGAGCACAGACCCUGAAUGCUACUGGCUCACCAACUGGGUGGAGACCAUCCUGGUUCAGAUCUGGUACCCCAUCACUGUGGCCACCAACUCCAGAGAGCAGAAGAAGAUCCUCGCCAAGUACCUCCUGGAGACUUCUGGGAACUUGGAGGGCCUGGCGUAUAAACUACAUGACUUCGGCUACAGGGGCGUCUCCUCACAAGAGACUGCGGGCAUCGGAGCCUCCGCCCAUCUGGUCAACUUCAAGGGCACAGACACGGUCGCCGGCAUCGGAGUCAUUAAGAAGUACUACGGCACCAAGGACCCCGUGCCAGGCUUCUCAGUGCCUGCUGCAGAGCACAGUACCAUCACAGCGUGGGGGAAGGACCAUGAAAAAGACGCCUUUGAGCACAUCAUCAAGCAGUUUCCUAACGUGCCCGUCUCCAUCGUCAGCGACAGCUACGACAUCUACAACGCCUGUGAGAAGAUCUGGGGAGAAGACCUCAGAUCUCUGAUAGAGGGGCGCAGUGCAGAUGCCCCGCUGGUUGUCCGACCAGACUCAGGAAACCCGCUGGACACCGUUUUGAAGGUUUUGGAGAUCCUCGGUAAGAAGUUUAUUCCAACGGAGAACUCCAAAGGUUAUAAGGUUCUCCCUCCUUACAUCAGAGUCAUACAAGGUGACGGAGUUGAUAUCAACACACUGCAAGAGAUAGUGGAGGGUAUGAAGCAACACAAAUGGUCCAUUGAGAACAUUUCCUUCGGGUCCGGAGGGGCUCUGCUGCAGAAGCUGACCAGAGAUCUGCUCAACUGCUCCUUCAAGUGCAGCUACGUGGUCACUAACGGACUGGGGGUGAAUGUGUUCAAGGACCCAGUGGCGGACCCCAACAAGAGGUCAAAGAAAGGUCGCCUGUCUCUGCACCGGACUCAGAGUGGAGACUUUGUCACCCUGGAGGAGGGAAAGGGCGACCUGGAGGAGUUUGGCGUGGACCUGCUGCACACCGUCUUUCAGAACGGGAAGAUUGUGAAGACGUACACAUUUGACGAAGUCAGAGACAAUGCUAAGCUCAUAGAAAGUGAGCUUGAAGUAGUGCACUGAGCGCCGCGCUACUAAACCCCAAAACAAACCCCCACCCCCCUCCUCCCCCCUCAACCCUUCACCUUUUGGCCUCCGACGCAACCUCCGAAAAUGGAGGUGGCGUGCAUCGCUAAUAGAUCCCACUCCCAAAGCUUGAACACCCUCACCAAAACGUUCCUAAAAGCCCAAAACUCCCUUAAAAUUCACGUGUCUUCACCCUCAGUUCCUAAACGCCGUUGUUGGUUCUGCAUCAGAGUAGGGGGGGAAUUUGGAAACUCGCAUUCAACUGAUGAACGGAGAAAACCUCACACGGGUGAGUUGGGGGGAGGAGAAAGAGAAUAAAAUGUGUGAGGUACAGUAAGCGACAGGAGGGAUAGAAGUUCACUCCCACGCGGCACUGCCCCCAAAUUGAACUUUGCCGCGUUGCACUGAAUACGAUGAUUGUGAAUGAGCUCCUGGCAGCUGCGUGCGGAGUGAACCCACGGUGAGAGAAAGAGAGAAAGAUAGCAGAUGGUAAGAAAGAGACCGACAAAUAUAAAGCCACACCCGCACCAAUGACCGCGCCCCGUGUAUUGUGUACAGAACUGUUUAGAGAAAAGAAAUACAUGUCUGAAUCUACUUAGCUUUGUCUUUUAUGUGAAGGAAGAAAAUGAUGAUCAUGGUAUAUAACGGUGCACCGAUAACAUUCACUGGAACGGAAGAUCCUGAAAACUUAGACUGUAAUUAUGAGCAAUGAAGGAAUUAAUUCCCUUACUUUUCUUGCUUUUAAUCAGUAGCUACGGCCCAAAUUAUACAAGACCAACAGCUAUCAAGUACUACCUGGAUAUUUUGUACUUUUACUCCACCAAAUAAAAAUGUUAUAGGUGCAUCUCUGAAGGUAUACAUAUGAUCAUCUACUUGCCAUUACGUUGGCCACAGAGCAUUCACCUCCUGGAGGUCCAAUCAUAACGCAUAAUUACAAAUUCUGUUCAUAGAGAGAGGAUUCAGCCGAUCACAAAGGGAGGUUUGUAAUGUUUCUUUAAUUUCAGACACACGUGAAAUAUAAUGAAUGAGAACGUUAUAAAAGGCUUAUUUUCAUCAGUUGCCAAAGCCCCAAAUCUUUACAAAACUUAAUUAACAAGCUUAAGUUUCAAAUUGGGUCUUCAAGACGGUGAAUGCUCUGGAAACCAGUCUUUACUGUAUAAGUUCAUGUAAAAGAAAAAAAAAGAAAAUACAUCACAGAAAUGGUCUUCACUGGAAUGAAGAUGAUCUAACUUUGUGUUUAUGAAAGAUUAUGUGGCUCCUUGUUCUGAAAUGUUUGUUAAUGUUGGUUCUACUGUGUGUGUGCUUGGAUCUGUGUGUGUGUGUGUGUGUGUGUGUGUGUGCGCGCUGAGAUUUUCUUCCUUUUUAAAGGACUGUGUAGUAUUCCUAUUAUGCAAAUGUACUUGUUGAUCGGGCGAAUAGAGGACACUCUUCAUUUUUACUUUGCCGGCCUUUUAUUCUGAAAGGAGACACCAAGUGGUGACAGACAGGUGGCGAUACAGUAGUGACGCCUGUUUUAUCCUUUGGGCAAUGUAAAGGGAUGUUCCUGUCGCAGAGCUAGGAGGGAUUUAAGAGGAGCUGGUGACAUCACAGGAAACAAGAUAUUUGGCAGAUUUUUUCAGGCUGUGUGCAGUGUUCCUCCCACCUAUCUAAAUUCUAAUUCUACCUUUUUUGAUUUAAUCCUAUAUACCUGCACAAUUACCAGCAUUCCCCAUUAGCUUCCAUUGUAUUUUGUGUGUUGAUUAGCAAAUGUUAGCAUGCGAACACGCUAAACUAAGAUGGUGAACAUGGUAGUCCUGCCAGAGUGUGUACGGUUAAAUCUGCCAUAUUUACACGAUGGACUCAAGUCCUCAUGUUGGUUAAUGUGCAUUUUCCCUUUUUAAAUAAAACUAAACCCAUCAUACUAGCAUGUUAGCAUUGUCAUUGUUAGCAUGCUGACAGUAUAGUCUCACUGAGCUGCUAGCAUGGCUGCAGACUGUCUUAAACGGUCCAAACUGCAGGUAAUGGUUUAUUGUCUGCCUGCACAGUCUUUUCAGACAUUCAGCCGCUUAACAUUCAUAGCUUCACAUAUUCUCUCCUUGGGAGUGUCUACCACAGCUAAGUGUCUGCCCCUCGAGCCAUCAGUCACUUUAUUCACUUUACCUCCAUGGACACUGACCCUGCUAGUUCUCUGUGAUUUUAGCAAAGACCUUGAAGAAGCCUGCCAUGUCACUGACUCCCAUCUCUCGUCUCUGGCUCACAACACAAUUAGUCGAGCACUGAAACAAUGUCAAACUGUUUUUUCUUUAUUUUCCUACUCUUUUAUUUUCCCACUGUCACCACUGUUAUGUCAGUUUUGGAGUAACAACACAGUUUUUCUUUCCCAAUUAUGGGGUGCAUUUUAGUAAAACUCUGUUUUACUAUUUUGAUACUGUCUCAGUUCUUACCUCAGAGAAGUAUUAUUUUGUAUGACAAAGGAGAGAAACAAUGCCAGAAAUAUCGCAGUAAAUAACGUUAUUAUCGAACGACGUGGCCAUACUGCCUUCUCACUUGUACAUACAUCCGCUAGUUAGACUGGAAGCAGAGGGGCAGGUUUGGAAGAUAAUACUAUUAUUAUUUUUUGUCAAAACAACCGUUUUUGUACCAACAGAAGAAUAUCCAAACCUGUUUGACUGGACUAGCAGUGUGACAGUUUUUUUUGUGACUGUCAAGGUUAUAGUGUGUGUGUGUGUGUGUGAAUGCCUGCCUUGUGUUAUGGAUGACAAACUGUUUGUGAAUACUUUUUUUUCUUCCUUUUAUGUCGUUGUUGUUUUACGCGUGUGUACGUGUUGGUUGCCCCAGAUUCUUUCCCAACACGGCUGAUAUUUUAAAGAACAUAACUCGCUAUAUUGUCAACAAUACAUUGAUUAAAGAUGCCACCCUGUCAGUUUGGAAUGAUUGAGUUGUUUUGCCUACUUUUGUGUAGGAUAGGUUUACAUAUAGUUCACACAUAGUUCAAAUAUCUUAUGUCGUCAGCCACUAAUAUCGGGCUCUUUUUUCUGGGAUAUCCAGUCUUUUGAAAAGCAUAGAAAAUCUAUACACAUGUACAAAAAUGGCAAAGUAAAACCCAAAUGGUGUUUAGGUAAUACUUUAUUUUAUAUGGGUCUAUAACUUUUCCAGCAAUUUUUCUGGAAAGAGGGAGGUCAUUUGGUAAAAACAAGGACUAUCCUUAUAUCUCCUUCAUUUUAAACACAAGUAGUUCAUUAUUCAUUUGUUAUUGGAAACUUUAUUUUUCAUAUUUGUUGAAUAGUUUUGCCUGUCUGUAGGCACAUUUUUUGUUUGCAUGUUCAGCUGACCUGUUGUAAAGCGACUAAAAGACUGUAGAGGAGCCUUGCAGUUAAUUGAAAUGAAUAAAUUGGAAGUGUGCUGAUUUAACCCUGCUUCCAUUUUUCCCAUGAUUGUAACCAAAUUACACACUUCUUUCCAGGAAACUUGUAAAUUAUUCCCAUUCUAUGAAUCUGUAGAAUAAAGUGUCACCAAAA
Messenger RNA from Cottoperca gobio, 5074 nucleotides. RefSeq names its product nicotinamide phosphoribosyltransferase 1 (gene nampt1). Gene Ontology annotation, molecular function: nicotinamide phosphoribosyltransferase activity. The record is from RefSeq and is a predicted model, not a curated record. NCBI's taxonomy places the organism in Eukaryota, Metazoa, Chordata, Actinopteri, Perciformes, Bovichtidae. The transcript is spliced from 11 exons. Gene Ontology annotation, biological process: NAD+ biosynthetic process. Bases 102 to 1574 code for a protein of 490 amino acids.